This is a messenger RNA of Anoplophora glabripennis (Asian longhorned beetle), 887 nucleotides long. RefSeq names its product UDP-N-acetylglucosamine transferase subunit ALG14 homolog (gene Alg14). Lineage: Eukaryota; Metazoa; Arthropoda; Insecta; Coleoptera; Cerambycidae. The transcript has 2 exons. The record is from RefSeq and is a predicted model, not a curated record. Gene Ontology annotation, biological process: dolichol-linked oligosaccharide biosynthetic process. Gene Ontology annotation, cellular component: UDP-N-acetylglucosamine transferase complex. The coding region runs from base 84 to 752 and encodes 222 amino acids.
ACUUCCAUUCCAAUCAUAGAUCAUGAUAUAGUGUUCUCUGUCUUAACCUCAAUACCUCCGACCUCAAAUAUAAACAAAAAUAAAUGGAUAAUCAACUUAAAUUUGAGCUACUUAUUUUGAUCUUGACAUUAGUCAUUGCUAGAGUACUGUUUUUGAUACAUAAAAUAACAACAGGGCAUUCCAAAUAUGCAACUGGGAGAAGACAAAAAAGUUGUAAAAGCAUUAUUUGUAUAGGUUCUGGAGGUCAUACCACUGAAAUGUUAAAGUUAAUUGAAACAUUGGAUUUUAUUAAAUAUUCCCCCCGUUACUACAUUAUAGCUAGUAACGAUGUUACUAGUGCUCGAAAAGUGGAAGACUUAGAACAUAUAAAGAGAAAAUAUAUAAGAAAGGAACCAGAUUAUAGAAUUUAUCGCAUCCCAAGAAGUAGAGAUGUAAAACAGUCAUAUAUUACUUCCACCUUUACAACUUUAUACUCUAUUUUAUAUAGCAUUCCCCUGGUAUUACAAACUAUGCCAGACUUAAUUCUGUGUAAUGGCCCUGGAACAUGUAUUCCCAUUUGUGGAUUAGCAUUCCUUCUGAAAAUAAUUUAUAUUGCUGACACAAGGGUAGUGUUUAUCGAGAGCUUUUGCCGAACAAAGACAUUUUCACUUACUGGUAGAAUUUUAAUGUAUUUUGCAGAUAAUUUCUUGGUUCAAUGGCCCUCUUUGAAGAGAAAAUUAAGAAGAUCUGAGUAUAUUGGACAACUAAUGUAAAAGCGUAGAUAAUAUAAAUUUUUUCUCAGAGGUAUAACUACAGAUUUUUGUUUUUCAGUAACAAAAUAUGUCACUAAUUUGUCUUCCUUGAUAUUCUUAAAGUGCUAUCGGAAUUAAAAAAUCCACAUGGAAAAA